UAUGGUUAUUGCGCUCAGGAUGUUUUCUGAAUUUUCGGGCCUAUUUAAGGUGGUAAAGGGAAUGGCUCCUAAAGUGUAGUUAACAUUUGUCAUUAAUGGGGAUUUCUUUCCCUACCUCUAUUUUCAGUCAUUAGUAUGCUGAAGACAGUUGUUGUGUUUCAGAACUUCAUCUGCUGGCUAGGCCUUCUUUUAGAUGCAUGCCUUCAGUUUAUUGGUGUGCCUCAGCUUACGGGAUCAUUGAUUCGCUCAAUUGUGAGCUCUGCCGAUGUGUUUCCUUCCAUCAUUUCUCCUUUUUUUGUGGAUAGCGGUGGGCAUGAAGAAAAACUCUUAAUUUCCCACCAAAUUAGCAGAGCAGAGGAUGAGUUUUUAAAUCCCUCUUUUCUCACCCAGUGUGGACCUGAAAGAGGUUCUGACCCUGUUGAUGAGUGAAGGUUUGCCUGAUGUGAUUUUGGGCGACUUAGCCAGCUGUAGAUUCCAUGUGAAAAGGAGACCUGAGGGUUUCAGCUCUCAAACUACUGCUUUCAACUCUUGUCUUCAAGCAUUUUCUCCUGAUAUGUUAGUCUCUAGGAUGCACACAUGGAAAGGUCAGAAAUUUUGUCCCAGCGUCUGGGUAUCUAUCAUGCUACUGACUGAAUCAAGAAAGCAAUACCCAAUCUGUUUGGGAUUUGUCUUUCUCUUAACACAGCCUUGUGUAUCUAGAUUUUUCUCUAACCGUAAUGUGAGUUGCUGAUGUAAUAUCUUAAUUUGGUCCUAGGAGCUGUGGUGUUAAGCCUGGGAGUUAAUUUGUUCCAUUCACAGGGGUGCAAACAUUGUGAGGUGGAAUGCAUGCCCUUUGGGUUCUGUGCCACCAACUGCUCACACAGUAUUUUAACGUGGUUGGAUAUUUUGAACAGUAACCAGAGAAGGACUUGGGGUCCCAAGAUGGAGCGCUGGCACACAGUCCAAGAAACUUCCACCUCCUCUUGUUAUUUGGAAGAGGAGGAAGAAAAGAUAACACACACCCCCCACCCCGUGAAGGAUGAUCUCUAUGUGCGGAAACUGAGCCCAGUCAUGCCAAACCCAGGGGGUUCUUUUCAUCACUUUCUUCCCAAAUGUUGGACUCCAGAAGAUAUGAACUGGAAAAAAAUAAAGAGGGAGACUUAUAAGCCAUGGUAUAAGGAAUUUCAGGGAUUCAGUCAGUUUUUAUUGCUUCAGGCCCUUCAGACAUACUCUGAUGACAUCUUGUCUUCGGAAACAAGUGUCAAAAUUGAUCCCACCUCUGGCCCCAGGCUUAUAACUCGCAGAAAAAAUCUCUCUCACACACCAGGCUAUGGUGCAGAUGACCUUGAGCUGCCAGCCCUGGAUCCUGACUUAGAAAAUGAUGAUUUCUUUGUCAGAAAAACUGGGGCUUUCCAUGCAAAUCCAUGUGUCCUUCGAGCCUUCGAAGACUUUCGAAGGUUCUCUGAGCCAGAUGAUGCCGUUGAACGAGACAUAAUUUUGCAGUGUCGGGAAGGUGAACUUGUGCUCCCAGAUUUAGAAAAAGAUGACAUGAUUGUUCGUCGGAUCCCAGCACAGAAGAAAGAAGUGCCCUUGUCUGGGGCUCCCGAUAGAUACCAGCCAGUCCCUUUCCCCGAACCCUGGACCCUACCUCCAGAAAUCCAAGCGAAAUUUCUCUGUGCACUCGAAAGGACACGCCCACCCCAAGAGACAAGCAGUAGCUGUAGAGUGUUAGUUCCUUCCUAUCGACAGAAGAGAGACGACAUGCUGACUCGUAAGAUCCAGUCUUGGAAGCUGGGGACUGCCGUGCCUCCCGUCAGCUUCAAACCUGGCCCCUGCAGCCAGGCCGACCUGCGCAAGUGGGAGGCCAUCCGGGAGGCCAGCAGGCUUAGGCACAGGAAGCGGCUGAUGGUUGAGAGGUCAGAGUGUGUUUCUGCAAGGAUUUGGCUUGUGAUGAUGGUCUUGUGUAAAUUUCCUUAUGGAAAAAAAAAAAAGCCUCGUCAGUUUACUCAGCUCUGCAUGCUGUGUGCCGUUUUGAAGCAUCCUGUAAAACAUGAUUUGGCUUUGAGAAACUUUUAGUCAUUUCAUGGAGGAAGUGCAGUUCCAUAUUUACGCGUCUUAGGAUGAUUUGAGAAGGUAUAUACAAUGCCUGCCUCUGGCUUGGAAUCUGGCUUGAAGUGUCUAUCAUUAUAGUCCAACGUGACACUAGAUACAAAUAUUUUCUGAUUGUCUUUGUAGGUUUUUCUCCUCGUGUCUAGCAUUUCUGUAGUAGUCUAGUUGUGGUUUGGUUUUAUGUGUUUAUCACAUUUUGCAGUGUCUUUUGUUGAGCUGAGUAUUUCCCUAAAAUACGUCAUUGCAGAUUUUAUUUAACUUGAUUUUUGUUGUUGAUCUAGAUUUCGUGUACUAUCAGUUUGUUGCAUUUUUAUUUAUAAAGUUCAGUGCAAGCACCAUGAAAAUGCAAUGAGUCUGUCAAACUAUGUAGUUGUGACCAUUUUGGUAACAUGAGCCAUGCAACUUUCUGAUAGCUGUUCUGUUCACUAUAAGUUGGGAAUGGGCAAAUUUGAUGAAGCUAAAUACAAUGAGUGUCUUUAAAUCUACCUUUGCUCCUGGCAAGGGGAGGGCUUGUCUUAGGAAUUUGUUGGCUCAGAAUAAAUUAUGAAAAUGUUGUUAUUAUUUGACCUGAGACUGACUAAAACCUGAACUAUUAAGAAGUGGCUCAGGGCCAACUGGUUCAGAUUCGCCCAUUUCCAGUAAUAAUCAAGUUAAAAAUGUAGAAUGCUUAGAAACUAAUGCAGCUGGGGAGAGUGACCUUUUUUAACCUUUGGUCUUUUGG
Molecule: messenger RNA, 2809 nt
Organism: Cricetulus griseus (Chinese hamster)
Lineage: Eukaryota; Metazoa; Chordata; Mammalia; Rodentia; Cricetidae
Source: RefSeq, a predicted model, not a curated record